Messenger RNA from Labrus mixtus (cuckoo wrasse), 2522 nucleotides. Its product is annotated as plexin domain-containing protein 1-like. Lineage: Eukaryota; Metazoa; Chordata; Actinopteri; Labriformes; Labridae. Bases 427 to 1863 code for a protein of 478 amino acids. The transcript is spliced from 13 exons. The record is from RefSeq and is a predicted model, not a curated record.
AGAGAGCAAAACAGAGAGGCUAGAGAAGACUAAAGAGACAGACGGACAAACACAGGGGAGAGUGAAGACUGCAAAAAUAAUAAGGUUGGUGUUAAUGUAGAGCAAAAAGACCACAGCUCCUCACUCUGCAAACACUCCACUGCACUGUCAACUCUUCUGCUUUGAUGGAUCUGUGUGACCAGAAGUAACUGUGAAGGGCCAAACAAGGACGUUAAUCAAAGAAGAGACACACUCUGAGGACGGAGAAAAGCAGAAAACCUUGGCUGAGGUGAGGAAGAAGCAGUUGUGUGGGAGAGCAGAGGCGAAGAAGGAGCAGCAAAAAGGCAGGGGAGUGGAGGAGUGAGGCGACCGGUUCUUCCAGCUUCCAGUGAAAAGGGAAAAUAAGAAGAGAGGAGUUGGGGAACGAGGGAGAAGAGUCGGCUGGUCAUGGGGCUUUGUGCUGUUCUCCUCAUCUGUCUCUCCCAGGCUGAGCUGGGGAGCAUCUGGGCUCAUGAGAAUGGAGAUGCGCUGAGUCAAACUAAUCUGUGGACGGAUGGGUACUUGACUGGAUUUCACAGAGCCAAGAGGGACCAAAAGACCCCACAGAGAGAAGCCCAGAAGUCCACUGAUGGACGAGGACUCGAUAUCAGCACCCUGUCGGACAACGGGACCCAAAUUGUGGAGGACUCCACAAAGUACUACUCAUGGCAGAGUUUUGGACCAACAGACAGACGGAGCAAAGAGUUGUGGGUGAAUCUAAAUGCUCUGCACGAGAGCCAAGUCCAAAUUCAUGGCAUCCUGUCCAAUGCACACCAACGAGCAGCGAGGGUGGCGCUUUCUUUCGAUUUCCCGUUUUAUGGACACAACUUGAGGCAAGUCAUCGUGGCGACCGGUGGUUUCAUGUACAUGGGAGACAUCACUCAUCGAAUGCUGACUGCCACACAAUACAUCGCUCCCCUCAUGGCCAACUUUGAUCCGGGUUACUCCAAAAACUCAACAGUGAGGUUCUCAGACAACGGUAAUCUAUUUGUGGUUCAGUGGGACAACGUGAGGUUGCAUGAGCAAGCUGACGAAGGGCCGUAUACGUUCCAGGCGGUCCUCCACAGAAAUGGAAGCAUUGUUUUCAACUACAAAGAAAUUCCUAUGUCAGUGGAGAAAAUUGAUGUCAAAGGGCAUCCAGUGAAAGUAGGACUGUCUGAGGCCUUCAUGCUACCGGUUCAAUUCUCAAAGCCCUCAGAAAAGGGGGAACAAUUUACUAUCUAUGAGUAUCAUCGCGUCGAGAUCAACUUCACCAAGAUUGUAAGCGGAUCUGCUUUCGAGCUCACACCUCUUCCCACUUGUCUUCAACACGUAUCCUGCGACCUCUGCUUAACAUCCAACCUGACAACUGGCUGCGGCUGGUGCAACACUCUUCAACGAUGCUCCGACGGGAUCGACCGGCACAAACAAGAGUGGAUACAAUACAACUGUUCGGUAGAGGCAAAAAGCACAUGCGAGGACUACAACCCAGUACAACCUGAGGGAUCGACGGGCACCUUCAACCACUCCUCUCCAGGUCCAACUCCGACUUCAGCAGUGCUCAGAGAACAUCCUGUCACCCGAGAUUUAGACACAAGUCCUCCCAAACCUAAAGGGAUCCCAGAGAACACAGCCAUCAUAGCAGGUGUAGUGGCUGCACUGGCUCUGCUCGUGGCUCUGACCUUACUGGCUGUCUAUUACAUCAACACACACCCCACAGUGGCUCCACCUUUCUACCUCAUGCAGCGACGCACCAAUAACUACUGGCCGUCUAUGAAGUUUCGUAACCAGGGCUGUCACUCCAAUUACGCUGAAGUCGAGCUGGGUGGUCAUGAAAAGGAAGGCUUCAUUGAAGCAGAGCAGUGAUGCCAACGGUGCUGGACUUGCAGGACUCAGAAAGAGAAAUGGAGGACACCAUCUUAAGGACUGCAAGAGAACCAAUAUGGACAAUCAGGACGACCAUCAACAAAGGGUUCCCCUACUCCGACCUUGGCGGCUGGAACGUUUUUUUGUUUUUUUUUAAACUUUAACUGCUCUUGAAGCUCUUGCCUGUUUUUCUCUGAGUCUUUUGCUCUUUACAAACACACAGAGGAUUUGUCGUGUUAUUCAAGGGUUGGAGGGUCUGAGUGACAGAAAGCUGAAUGUACAGAAUAAACUGUACAAUACCCAUCGCUACGAGGGGGAUGUCAGGGAAUGAAUCAAACAAGCCUUCAUACUGCAAACCAAUGUAAAACUCUACUUAACUAUGUGUCUUUUUUUUUGUUUUCAUUCAGUUUUUGUAGUUAUUUUUUUGUGUCAGGAAAUUUCCAUGUUACCAGUGGUUCAUGAAAUGUUCUCUCUCUCUCUCUCUCUGUGGACUAUUUACAGAUAUUUAGCAAUAUAACUGAUAGUGAUUUAAAUAAUCAUCAUGAAGAUCUCUGGAAUAAUAUUAUUUGAAUGAGAUUUAUUGGAGGCAUCAAGUUAUGAGAGCUUUUUUUUUAUCUUUCUGUUAAAAUGUGUCUUAAUAAAAGCUGGUGAGUGUUGAA